AUGACCGCGCCUGAGUGCCAUUCUCGCAACCUCCUGCAGCACGACGGCCCUAUCGAGACCUAUCGCGGCCCAGAAGUCGAUAACUCCUACGUUCAUUACGGCUACGAGCAAGAUAUGUACUCACGCGGUGAAUAUCACGCUAUGCGCGGACAUGUUGCUCCCGCUCCAGCUCCGGUGAACAACACGGGUUCAGUGAGUUAUACCCCCACAUAUGACAGCGAUUACGCCGAGAGCGAUCGCGAGGACCACCCCCCAUCCAAGAUCCCAAAGAUCAACAAGGAUGGCGCGCCCCGCAAGCCACGCCAGCCUCGUCCCAAGCUGCUCAAGUGGAGUGACAACGAUUGGAAGAAUGUAGUCCUCGGUAUCGUCUGGGCCUGUGGUGAGACUGGUGUUCAGAUCCCGUUCGACCAGGCUGGCCAGGUUGUCGGCGAGAGCUGUACUGCUGGCGCACUUCAGCAGGCCAUCUUGAAGUUGCGCGGCAAACAGAUCGCCGAGGGCUACCAGAUUCCAUCGUUGAGGAUGGCGUGGACGCGCAAGAACAAGCGUUCAUCUUCUUUGUCGUCCACUGCUAACACCAACUCUCAGCCAAACGCUGGUCAGGACCCACUGACUCCUUCCCGUCCGUCCUUGAUCGUGAAGCUAAAGGUCCUAGUGUCCAAAUCCGGCCUUGUCAAGCAUUCACCUGGAUUCAACAAGGUCGGCGCUGAUUGUGUUCACGAGGAGUCCAAGGAGAAAGAUGAGAUCCUCAACCAUCUUCAAGAUCAAAAGUCCGGCGAGCCUGAUGAUGACGUCUUCAAGUUUGACAACGACGGUGCCCAGGACAAGGAUGGCUUCGUCGAAUCCAAGAUCAACGGCUCUGCUGUGAACAACUUCCCGUCCAACGGUAAUGUGCCCAAGGAUGGUCAAGUCUUCGGUGUCACCAUCCCUCACGCGUCCCCUCCCGGCAAGUUUGGCGGAUACGGUGGCGACAUUGUCCCCCAACGUAUGGCUAACCCGUACCACCACACCCGCGGCUCCCACUUCGAGGCAUUUGACUUCGAUGGAAAUGACCGCGGUAGAGAGUUAAAGUCCGUUGAUCUUGACUCUUUCGAGUUUGUCGACGAGGACAACGAGGCUCUUCUUAGGCACCCACGUAGUGCGUUCAUCCCCGAGAUGUCCCCUCUGUCGGGCCAUGCUUACGAGAGUCCUUAUAGUUUCUCUCGGGAGGAGGGUCAAGAUGUUCGUGGCCACUCGCCUGUGUGGUCCGCGUCAGGACAGCGAGGAGCCCAAGGUUUCCUGGGCUUGGCUUGUUCGCCGCAAGAUGGGCUACCGCCGCUAGAGGCCGGCCAUGUCCCUGAUCUGUUUUCUCACAACGUUUUCGCGAACUGCGGUAUCGAUCAGGGCCCAUACGCCGACGUAUUCAUGGCCGAGGCUCAUGAUGGCUAUGGUUUCAACGCGGGACAUUCCAAUUAA
Molecule: messenger RNA, 1452 nt
Organism: Alternaria infectoria
Lineage: Eukaryota; Fungi; Ascomycota; Dothideomycetes; Pleosporales; Pleosporaceae
Exons: 1
Coding region: 1-1452 (483 amino acids)
Source: RefSeq, a predicted model, not a curated record